This is a messenger RNA of Silurus meridionalis, 2392 nucleotides long. RefSeq names its product cytochrome b5 reductase 4. Gene Ontology annotation, molecular function: oxidoreductase activity; heme binding. Gene Ontology annotation, cellular component: endoplasmic reticulum. Bases 254 to 1924 code for a protein of 556 amino acids. The record is from RefSeq and is a predicted model, not a curated record. The transcript is spliced from 17 exons. NCBI's taxonomy places the organism in Eukaryota, Metazoa, Chordata, Actinopteri, Siluriformes, Siluridae. Gene Ontology annotation, biological process: superoxide metabolic process; generation of precursor metabolites and energy.
GAUCUACAAAUGUCCCCUCUACACUCUUAUGAAAGUACCGUUCCCAUGCCACACUGGGUGACUUUUAAUUAAAAUGUGACUCUGCAACUAGAACGAUAAUUAACCUCACACAGAUAAUCUUCUUGAUACUAACAAACAGACAGAGUUUGGGUAAAAUUUUAAAUUCCUGACCAAUGAGAAACAUCCUAAUGAAUCCGGGCCUACACGAAAAUUGAUGGAAUAAUAAAAGGAGAAGAGGAGAAAGUGGGAAAAAAUGAAGAUGGAGGAUAAGAGAUGUUUUCCAUGUUUGCUUUCAUCUUUGAUUGAAGUGUUUCCCCGGAAUCUGAGCUGGUUUAGAAGAGCAGAGAUGCUGAACGUGCCCUCGCAGGCUUUCCCCGCAGUAAGCUCUCAGCAGCGGGUCUCUCCGGCCGGCCAGCCCCGGAACAAGGUGGCUCUGAAGCCGGGUCACAGUCUUAUGGACUGGAUCAGGGUCACCAAAAGUGGCCGAGAUCUGACUGGACUGAAGGGAAGACUAAUCGAUGUAACAGAAGAGGAACUGAAGAAACACAACACAAGAAAUGACUGCUGGACAUGUAUAAGGGGAAUGGUGUAUAAUGUGAGUGCAUACAUGGAUUUCCACCCUGGUGGGGAGGAGGAGCUGAUGAAGGCAGCUGGUAUUGAUGGCACUGACCUGUUUGAUCAAGUCCACCGCUGGGUCAACUAUGAGUCCAUGUUGAAAGAGUGCUUGGUGGGCAGAAUGGUGAUAAAGGCGAGCACAGCCAUAAAAGUGCAGCCAUCUAAACCUGUGAACACCUUUGUGGAUGGUUUUGCUCCUCCUACUACUUCGUUGUUAGGCUCAGCGGUUGCUACAACAAAAGACAACCGGCCUCGAUAUGACUGGUUCCAGACAGAGGACACUGUUAAUAUUGUUAUUUAUACAAAGCGCAAGAUUCCGAGAUCUGGCUGUUCAGUGGUGGACUGUCAGGGAAACGUUCUGCGGUUGGAGCUGCUUUUAGGACGCUGGUCGUACUUACUUCACUGGAGUCUUUCUCAUGAAGUAGAAGAAAAUGUUGUAGUUCAGACGGUAAGUUCAGUUGGGAAAGUUGAGGUGAAUUUGCGCAAAGUGCUCAAAGCCAAGUGGGCACAAGUUGGUCAACCCUUGGAAUCCCAUGAUUCAUUUAUCCAGAGUAAACAUCUAGGCCUCUUCUACAGAGACUGUGUAUUGGUUUCAAAGAAAGAAGUUACACACGACACGCAGCUCUUCUGUUUCCGCUUACCUCCUGGAGCACACAUGGACAUCCCUGUGGGGAGACAUGUCUACCUCAAAGCUUCCAUUCAGGGCAGUGAAGUUGUAAAGCCCUACACACCAGUAGACCAAGAGCUCAUGCCCCAGAUUCACUCCAACAACACACAGAGCUCUGAAAUCUAUCUGAUGAUUAAGGUGUAUCCUGAUGGAGUGCUCACACAGCAUUUGGACAGCCUCGACCCUGGAGCCACUGUGUCCAUGAGCGGUCCAGAGGGUCCCUUUACACUCAGGUGUCUGCAAGAUAUCACUCAUUUGUACCUCUUAGCUGCUGGAACUGGUUUCACACCCAUGGCUCGCCUCCUUUGCCUUGCCCUACAGGACGUCCCCUCUGUCAGGAGGACUAAGCUGAUGUUUUUCAAUCAUCAAGAGAGGGACAUUCUGUGGUACUCUCAGCUGGAACAACUGUGUGCAGAAGAAGAGAGAUUUCAGGUUGAGUACGUUCUCUCAGAGCCUGCAGGCUCAUGGACCGGUAAAAGAGGAAGAAUAGAUGCCACACUGCUGCAAGCAUUCCUGGAUAGACCAGGAGACUCCAAGUGCUUUGUGUGUGUGUGUGGGCCAACUGGUUUUACUGAGCUGACAGUGCAGUUGCUCAAGCAACAAGGAUUCAGUGAAAAGGAGAUUCAUGCUUUCAAGACUUGAGCCCUAUGAACUACAGUACUAGAGAUUUCUAUGCAUCACAGACUGCAAAAGUCCUUUAGUAACCCCCAGUGGUUGACUUGAGGUUGUCAUUCAGUAAAUACAAAUGCUCUUGUCUGACACGUAUGAUCAUCUGGAUAUCCUAUGCACUUGCCUGGGUCAUCUAUCAUUCGGUUAUGGGCCUUAUUUAAUUUCACAUGUAAACUGUAUGGAGGAUUUGCCAGGGUUGUGCAAUUGUGGGACAUAGCACUGCCGCGACGUUAAAAGUGUAUUUAUCAAAUUUAUUAUGUUUUGUUUAUUAGAAUGGAUAUUUUGUCUUUACAAGAUUUAGGUCAGCUAAAGCAUGCUGCCAGGGGAUGCUAACUGUUAAUGCAAAUGAGAACAUGAGCCACUUUCAAUUGAUAAUUUCAUCAGUAUAGAUUUAUUCCACAUGCACAGUGAAGUGAAACUAAAGAGCUCAUUUGGAAAACA